This is a messenger RNA of Punica granatum (pomegranate), 830 nucleotides long. NCBI's taxonomy places the organism in Eukaryota, Viridiplantae, Streptophyta, Magnoliopsida, Myrtales, Lythraceae. The record is from RefSeq and is a predicted model, not a curated record.
UCGGUUUUCUGUUUCUUUUUUAAGCAAGAGGGGAACAAGUCCUAUCAAAGCCGAAGGCAACGCAAAACCGGAGCCGAAUACUGUUGCCACGAUGUUGCCUCCAGCAGCAGCACAAGGAUUUGUUGGGCAGGCACCGAAAGCGGUCGAGACAUGGACUACUGAUCUUUGUGGUUGUUUUGACGACGCAUCGAAUUGCUGCAUUACUUACUGCUGUCCCUGCAUCACAUUCGGCCAGAACGCGGAGGUCAUUGACCGAGGAAACACUUCUUGCUUGUGCGCGGGGGCAAUAUGCGUGGUGUUAGGGCACCUUGGCUGUUUUGCCUGGAUGUACACCUGCACUUACCGGACCAAACUCCGAGGCCAGUUCUCAUUGCCCGGCGACCAGUGCGGGGACUGCUGCAUACACUUCUGGUGCCCAUUGUGCGCCCUAUGCCAGGAGUACCGGGAGCUCAAAAACCGGGGUCUUGAUCCGUCCAUCGGGUGGGUUGCUAAUCAACAAAAGAUGGAACAGCAAGUCCCGGCUGCCAUUGGUGUGCCCCCCGUGGUUCAAAUGGGGAUGACCCGUUAAGCUUGAAGUUUCUCCAGUCUUUCGGUUCAGAUCGGUCGAAGUUUGCAGGGGAGUAGAUCAUACGCUCUCCCGCCCUAUAAAGAAUAUUAUCUUUUUAUUUGGGUAAAAUAAAAAGACAAUAGAGGUUCUACAUUUUCAAACAUUUCCCAUGUUAAUAAGUAAUACAAUAUAAAUAUCGGCCAUAAUGGUUUAAUUAUGUUCUCCCGAUGACGGUGGAAUCAUCAAGGAAUUAGAAUAAAUAAUAUUAAUCCUCCUACUGUCC